AUGGAAGAAAAGCUCUCACAAGGUGUGAUGAAUUAUACACCCACGAACGAAAAGUACUACAAAUUUGAUAUCAUCACUAUACCAGAUAUUUUGAUCUCUUUCUUUGGCAUCGUCUCGCACGUAUUAUUGCUGGCAGCUUUUAUUAAAGAUCCUCUAAAAUGCUUCAGAAACGCUGGUAUCUGUCUCAUCGUCAAUCUAGCCGUGUCGGAUUUUAUCGUAUGUCUGCUUGGACCAAUCAAUGCUACGCUCAUGGCCGAACAAACGCAACUAUAUCUACAGGAUCGUUUUAUAAUGAUCAACUAUCCUCUGAAACAUCGCGUAAUAAUGAGUGCAAAAGUUAUGGCAGGAUGGAUAGUGCUGACUUGGGUUUUGGGUACUAUGUUCGCUUUCAAAUGGUUGAUAUUUGGACAUUUUAUUGCAUGUAUCUUAAGAAAUGAGAUCGAGAUCCACAUUAAAGGUCAAACACGUCUAUAUCUAGGAAAUAUUUGCGGCGUAAAUUAUCGUGUCUCAGUCAUAACAAUAUUUUCAAUAUCCUUGGAUCGUUAUAUCAUAGUCAACUAUCCUCUGAAACAUCGCGUAUUAAUGAACACAAAAGUUAUGGCGGGAUGGUUAGCGCUGAUUUGGCUUUUGGGUACUAUAUUAUUUUUCAAAUGGUUGAUGUUUGGUGUGUCAGCGAAAGACGAAGAAAUAAAGAAUUAUGCAUCAUCUUCGUUCGCUCUGCUUGCCGUGUUGUUCUACGCAGGAACAUAUUUUUGUUUGAAAAAGCAAUCACGGAAUAUUUUGUUACACAAUUUCACGAACACGACAACAACUAGAAAUCAAGAAACGCGUAUACUGAAAGAGAAGCGAUUCUUGACAACAAUUAUAUUAAUCGCAUUUAUCACCUUUGUUUGUGUGGUACCUCCUAUUAUCCUUCAUCAGGUUACCAUAACAACCAAAGGCAUGGGUGACGAUAAUGAAAGCAAAACAGUUUUUAAAACUCUAUAUAAUAUUAUGGGUGUGUUGUACUACUUCAAUUUUGCAAUAAACCCUCUCAUUUACGUUAUUCGUUUUCCAAAUUAUCGUAAAACAUUUUAUUGCAUGUACCUUAAGAAAUGA
Molecule: messenger RNA, 1098 nt
Organism: Dendronephthya gigantea
Lineage: Eukaryota; Metazoa; Cnidaria; Anthozoa; Malacalcyonacea; Nephtheidae
Exons: 4
Coding region: 1-1098 (365 amino acids)
Biological process (GO): G protein-coupled receptor signaling pathway
Cellular component (GO): membrane
Molecular function (GO): G protein-coupled receptor activity
Source: RefSeq, a predicted model, not a curated record